AUUGUAGUGUAGAUGUCUGAUUUGCGUUGUACUGUACUAUGAGAUGGUUGCUGAUUUCUGUCACGGUGCUUGCUGUGGCCUACGUUGCUCACUUCUGUUUCUGCUCACUUUUACUACUGGGCGUAUUUGAAAAGGUUUACAACCAAUCUCCUGGCCUUUGUCGCAUCAUUGACGUAAACGGAUCUGAAGACAUUGUGCUCUUACCAAAUGAGCAUGCUCUGAUAUCAAGUGGUCUUCGAGAUGUCAAACCUUCCGACAUAGUUCAAUUUGUCCCACCUCGAGAUGGAAAAAUUUUGUUGUUUGAUUUCAAUAAACCGGAAAAGAACGUUACAGAACUACACUUGUUGCCCUCCGAAGGGUUUGAUCUAAAAGCGUUUAAUCCUCAUGGGUUGAGCUAUUGGCACGAUCAGAACACCGGUCAGAUAUUUCUCUAUGUUGUCACUCAUCUGGUAGACGGAGAGGCGGUAGAGGUGUUUGAGUACCUCUCAGAUGAAAGUGCAUUGAAACAUGUGAAACAGAUCCGGCAUCAACUGAUCAAUGCACCGAAUGAUGUCGAGGCAGUCGGUCACGACAUGUUUUAUGUCACAAAUGACCAUUAUUUCGAUUCGGCAAUGAUGAGGCUCGUUGAGAGUUAUUUGCAGUUGCAGAAGGCCACUGUGGUAUUCCACGAUGGCGUAAGAAAUGAGACUCAAUUGGUUGCCAGAGAUCUGAAAUUCCCCAAUGGAGUAAGCACUUCACCUGACCACAGAUACGUUUAUGUGGUUGUUGGUACUGCCAUGGAAUUGAACAUCUACGAACGUAAUGAAAAUGACAACACUCUCCAACUCAUUCAAGUGAUCAAUCUGGCCAGCCACUGCGAUAAUAUAUUUACUCAACCAGAUGGUGGAGACUUGUGGCUUGCAUGUCAUCCUCGUAUCAUAGACAUGGCUUGGCAUAUACACAGAGAUACCAAUCAUCAAACUGGCUCUCGAGUGCUUCGUCUUCGACUCGGAAAUGAAAACUUCGGUAAAGGUCUGCGAUUUCCAGACUUCGAAAUUAUACAGAUUUAUAGCAAUGACGGUAGUGAGCUGCAAGGAUCAUCUGUUGCUGUCUUCCAUCGUGGAAAUAUGUUGGUGGGUACUGCAUUGCAUCGUCUUCUCUACUGUGAAGUCAAAUCAUUAGAUGCUUGGCAUAUGACACAUCUGGUUUAGGUCAUGACAGAACACAGUUUUUCUUCACCUAUCUUACUUACAAAGCACAGUCAGCGUAUUAAAUAUAUUAAUAAUACCAACAUCAUUGAGCUCCAUGUUUUGAAUAAUACAAAUUGAGGU
Molecule: messenger RNA, 1310 nt
Organism: Corticium candelabrum
Lineage: Eukaryota; Metazoa; Porifera; Homoscleromorpha; Homosclerophorida; Plakinidae
Product: serum paraoxonase/arylesterase 2-like
Exons: 5
Coding region: 39-1190 (383 amino acids)
Molecular function (GO): arylesterase activity
Source: RefSeq, a predicted model, not a curated record